AAAAAAAAGACCAAACCAGCCCGAUGAUGAUGAAUACAUUGGAAAGUUUUUUUGGCCCUGGUGAGGGUGUCAGAUUGAAUGCUCUGUGCGCAUGUGCGAAGGUGUCCAAACUGACAAUGCUGGGGAGAUGAAGAUAGUGUGUAGCUGCUUCUGGGCUCAAGGAGGAGGAGAGGAAUCCACACGCCGACACGAUGAGAUCCAAGGCGAGGGCGAGAAAACUGCCCAAAAGUGACAGCGAGAUUGUAAAUAAUAUGUACGAGACCGACCCCGAUCUCCUUGCUGGAGAAAGCGCAGAGGAGGAAACUGAGGACAGUAUAAUGUCCCCCAUCCCUGUGGGACCUCCGUCACCCUUCCCCACCAGUGAGGACUUCACUCCCAAGGAGGGCUCACCCUAUGAAGCUCCCGUCUACAUUCCUGAUGACAUUCCAAUCCCACCAGAUUUUGAACUCAGAGAAUCUUCGAUCCCAGGGGCAGGGCUAGGGAUUUGGGCCAAAAAGAAGAUUGAAGUUGGGGAAAGAUUUGGACCCUAUAUGGCAGUACAGAGGAGCACAUUAAAGGAAACAAACUUUGGAUGGGAGCAAAUACUGACUGAUCCCGAGGUGACCUCCCAGGAGGGCAAUAUUAAAAAGGUUCCCGAUGCCCUGGGCACUGACAAGUUCUGCGGCGACGCCGGCCAGGGCGGGGCUGGGAACUGGCUGAAGUACAUCCGAGUGUGCUGCUCCUGCGACGAGCAGAACCUGGCUGUGUGCCACAUCAACGAGCAGGUCUAUUAUAAAGUUAUUAAAGAGAUUGAGCCGGGAGAAGAGCUGCUAGUGUGUCUGAAGGAAGGAGGUUAUUCCCUGGGGAACAUGGCACCCAGCAUGGAAGAGGAGCCCUCGUUCCGCUGCGAGGACUGCGAUGAGCUGUUCCAGUCCAAGCUGGACCUGCGGCGCCACAAGAAGUACGGCUGCGGGGCCGUGGGGGCCCUCUACGAGAGCCUCAGCAACGAGAUCAAGCAGGAGGGCCUCGCAGAUGGACAGGUCUACGAGUGCAAGGACUGUGAGAGGAUGUUCCCCAAUAAAUACAGCCUGGAGCAGCACAUGGUGAUCCACACCGAGGAGAGGGAGUACAAGUGUGACCAGUGUCCCAAGGCUUUCAACUGGAAAUCCAACCUGAUUCGUCACCAAAUGUCUCACGACAGUGGGAAACGGUUUGAAUGUGAAAACUGUGUUAAGGUGUUUACGGACCCCAGCAACCUCCAGCGGCACAUCCGCUCGCAGCACGUGGGGGCGCGGGCCCACGCCUGCCCCGACUGCGGCAAGACCUUCGCCACCUCCUCGGGCCUCAAGCAGCACAAGCACAUCCACAGCACUGUCAAACCUUUCAUAUGUGAGGUCUGUCACAAAUCCUACACGCAGUUCUCCAACCUGUGCCGCCACAAGCGGAUGCACGCGGACUGCCGCACCCAGAUCAAGUGCAAGGACUGCGGGCAGAUGUUCAGCACUACCUCCUCCCUCAACAAGCACCGGCGCUUCUGCGAGGGCAAGAACCAUUACAGCCCCGCCGGAAUCUUCGCCCCCGGCCUCCCCCUCACGCCCACCUCCAUGAUGGACAAAUCCAAACCCUCUCCCAACCUCAACCACGCCAGCCUGGGCUUUAACGAGUAUUUCCCGUCCCGCCCGCACCCCGGCGGGCUCCCGUUCUCGCCAGCCCCCCCAGCCUUCCCCGCCCUCACCCCGGGAUUCCCGGGGAUUUUUCCGCCUUCUCUGUACCCCAGGCCUCCCUUGUUACCGCCCACGCAACUGCUCAAAAGUCCCCUCAACCACACUCCGGACGCGAAGCUCCCCAGCCCCCUCGGGAACCCGGCGUUGCCCCUCAUCUCCGCGGUGAGCAACAGCAACCAGGCUCCUUCAGGGGAGGAGAAAUGUGAAAGCAGCCUGGAGAACUCCUACCUGGAGAAGCUAAAAGCCAGGAACAGUGACAUGUCCGAUGGCAGUGACUUUGAGGAUGUCAAUACGACCACGGGCACGGAUCUGGACACCACGACUGGCACCGGCUCUGACCUGGACAGUGACGCGGAGAGUGACAGGGACAAAACGAAAGACAAGAGCAAACAAAUGGAGACCAAGCCAGAUUUUGUCAGCAGCUCGGUGUCUGCCAGUUCCACCAACACCACGAGCGAGAUCCCUCUCUUCUAUUCUCAGCAUUCCUUCUUUCCUCCCCCUGAGGAGCACCUGCUGCCCACCACGGGCGCUGCCAAUGACUCUAUUAAAGCUAUCGCCUCCAUUGCAGAGAAGUAUUUUGGGCCUGGCUUUAUGGGGAUGCAGGAGAAAAAGAUGGGUUCACUCCCGUAUCAUUCCAUGUUCCCUUUCCAGUUCCUCCCCAAUUUCCCCCACUCCCUCUACCCUUUCACGGAGCGGACCCUCAAUCACAACUUGCUGGUCAAGGCAGAACCAAAGUCACCCAGGGACCUCCACAAAGUCGGUGGCACCAGCUCGGAGUCCCCCUUCGAUCUCACCACGAAGCCAAAAGAGAUUAAGCCAAUCCUGCCGCCCCCCAAGGUCCUCCCAGCCCCGUCCUCAGGCGAGGAGCAGCCACUGGAUCUGAGCAUUGGCAACCGCAUCCGAGCCAGCCAGAACGGAGGGAGAGAGCCACGGAAAAACCACAUUUAUGGGGAGAGGAAGCUGAUGGCAAGUGAGGUCUUACCUAAGAUUUCCCAGUCCCAGCUGCCUCAGCAGCCUUCCCUGCACUACGCUAAGCCAUCGCCCUUUUUCAUGGACCCCAUCUACAGCAGGGUGGAGAAGCGGAAGGUGACAGACCCCGUGGGUGCCCUCAAGGAGAAGUACCUGCGACCCUCCCCGCUGCUUUUCCACCCCCAGAUGUCGGCCAUUGAGACGAUGACGGAGAAACUGGAGAGCUUUGCAGCCAUGAAGGCCGACUCUGGCUCGUCCCUGCAGCCCCUUCCCCACCACCCCUUCAACUUCCGAUCGCCGCCGCCCACGCUCUCCGACCCCAUCCUGCGCAAGGGCAAGGAGCGCUACACCUGCAGGUACUGUGGCAAGAUCUUCCCACGCUCAGCCAACCUGACGAGGCAUCUGCGGACACACACUGGGGAGCAGCCUUACAGGUGUAAAUACUGUGACAGGUCAUUCAGCAUUUCCUCCAACCUGCAGCGGCACGUCAGGAACAUCCACAACAAGGAGAAGCCAUUCAAGUGCCACCUGUGCAACAGGUGCUUCGGGCAGCAGACCAACCUCGACAGGCACCUGAAGAAGCACGAGCACGAGAACGUUCCAGUGAGCCAGCACUCCGGAGUCAUCACCAACCACCUCGGGACCAGCGCCUCCUCCCCCACCUCGGAAUCAGACAACCAUGCACUUUUAGACGAAAAAGAGGAUUCCUAUUUCUCGGAAAUCAGAAAUUUUAUUGCCAAUAGCGAGAUGAAUCAAGCGUCGGCUUUAGCGGAUAAAAGGCCAGAAAUCCAGGAUAUUGACGGCAAUUCCCAGUGCCACGGACUGGCAAACGAGAAGACAGAAGAUGUGGACGAUGAGGACGAAGAACUGGAAGAGGAAGAUGACGACAGCCUGACUGGGAAGUCCCAGGACGAGACGGCGUCGCCCACGGCGGAGCCCCGGGGAGCGUUCGAGGAUGAGGAGGAUGAGGAGCCCACGUCUCUCACCAUGAGCUUUGACCACACCCGAAGGUGUAUUGAGGAGGACGAAGCCGGCCUGUUAGAUUUGGAGCAGAUGCCGAAUUUUGGGAAGGGGCUGGAUCUCCGCAAAGCGGCCGAGGAAGCAUUUGAAGUUAAAGAUGUGUUUAAUUCCACCUUAGACUCUGAGGCAAUAAAACAGACUCUGUACAGGCAGGCUAAAAACCAGGCUUAUGCAAUGAUGCUGUCCCUGUCUGAGAACGCUCCCCUCCACACGUCCUCCCAGAACUCUCUGGGGGCUUGGCUGGACAUGGCAGGAGCAGCUUCAGAGUCGGGGACCUUUAACCCCAUCAACCACCUCUGAGAGGUCCACAAGGCACUGGCCAGAGCCCAGGUGAGGCAGUGGUGGUGCUGCAGCCAUCCCAGCAAAAUCCCAGCGAGCAGAAGAUGGAUGAGAGGGCCUCAGGGAGUCGUCUGGACUUUGGGCUGAGAAGGAAACCUGUCACAUCUGACCUACACGUCCUGCAUUUUUAUCUCUCUAGAGUUUUCCUUUCUAAUUUAUCACAAUGAACCUCUCCCAAACUGGAUAACCCUGAAGCAGCCCCAGGAUUUCACAGCCUGUAGGAAUAGCAUGAGCAAGACACGAAUUGCAACAGUGCAAUCAAAGAUUGGCCCCUCCAACCUUCCAAACCAGUGUCACUGAGCCAGCACAGCCUGAGCAGGAGCGACAGCUUGGAACCACAGGGCAGCAUUUCCUUCCCAUCCAGCUGCAUGGUGAAGCACCAAGGGAAGAGAGCCAGGUGUGACCUGUCCCCGCUGCAACUGUGACACAGCCACUGGAGUUAUGCCAGGGAAAGGCAAACUCAACCCACUUAACUGACCCCCACAAAAGAAUUUGGAAUUCUGCACUCCCACAGAAACGCCAUCCUGUCCUUUGCUCCCAGCAAACACUGGCACAGUGCAAAGCUCCUCCAAGGUGAGGCCACGAUGCCUGCAGUCCUCGUGAGCCACAUGCAGCUCCCAGCCUGGAACAGUGCUGAGGCUGGGGUGACAGAUGUGUCACAUGGACAUGGAUGGUCCCCUGUGCCCUGAGCGAGGCUGGGAGAGCUCCCUGCCCCUCCUGGUUCCUGUGGGAGUGCCUGGGACAGAGCCAGCAUGGUGGAACUCCUGGAAAUGCUUGGAUUUGCCUAAGAAGAGAGGUCACAGGGUAAAGCUCUUCCUGGUUGUGCAUAAGGAAACGUGUGCUGGGCAAACCCAGGGCAGCUCAGACACAUCUGCUCGUGUGUCAGGGUUUCAGGGUGACAUCACCCUGUGCUGAUGGUAUCUGUGGCACAGAUCUCUGAUUCACACCGUUGGUUUGGCCUGGUUUUCCCUCUGCACUGCCUGCUGCUGCUUGGCCUGUAAUUUAAGUAGAAAGAUGAACAUUUCCAUGCUCCAGCAGCCUCAGGGGUGCAGAACAUGGAGAUAAGAAUCCAGCUGUCUCUCUGACUCUAAAACUUCCCAUAGAGAUUUUAUGAGUGAUUUCCAAUCACUUCCAAACCUCAUCUUGUCCACUGAUACACAGCAGCCUCCACAAAUCCUGCAGGCUUUGUGCUGUUCUCUGCUGCAAUUCCCAGCCGCUGUUGGAGCAGGGAAUUUGGAGAUGACAUUCCUUUUUGGAAUGGUUGGGAAAGCCAUGGAAAAGGGCAGAUGGAGGGUUCUAGGCCAGUCUAGUGUGGGAAGCCUCAUUCCAGCAGGCCAAAACAGUGGAACAAGCUCCCUGAGCAAAGCAGAGUCAGAGUUGGGUGUGACACCUUUGCAAGUCAGCUUUGCACCCAAGAGCACAUGUGAGGCUGAUUUUGGGGAGCCUCAGAGUGCCCCCACAGGAAAGCAUCCAGGGUGGCUUUGGUACAGAGGGAACAAAAGGUAAAUUAGCAACAGUGUGUUUUCGCAAGAAAAUUUACCCUCCCUUUUUUGGUUUUCCACAACAUCCUGUGAAAGUGCCCAAGGCUCUGAGAGCACCAGGCGGUGUGACCGAGCUGCUUCAUGUAUUUGCACAAAGCUCCUGGGUAGGAAAGCCAACCCUGCCGGAGGAAUCCCGGCUCUGUGGAGGAGAGGGACAGCCCUGUCCCAUCCCACCCCAUCCAUCCCAUCCCAUCCCAUCCCAUCCCAUCCCAUCCCAUCCCAUCCCAUCCCAUCCCAUCCCAUCCAUCCCAUUCCAUCCCAUCCCAUCCCAUUCCAUUCCAUCCCGUCCCGUCCCAUCCCAUCCCAUCCCAUCCCGUCCCGUCCCAUCCCAUCCACCCCAUCCCCAACCCCAUCCCAUCCCAUCCCAUCCCAUCCCAUCCCAUCCCAUCCCAUCCCCACAGGCUGCAGCACAGCCCUGCCCAGGCACUUGGCCUUUAAAUUAUUCCCACAGGGGCCAACUGAAAAUAAUAAAAGAAUUCUUUCUUUUCCUGAUGGAAUUUAUUUUAAUCUGUAUAUAACUUGUCAUUUUGGGCUAAUUCCUUUCUUAUUUUAUUUCUUCCUUAACAGUAUUUUUUUUACAUUAUCUAUCAUUCUUGUGAAGAAAUCAUGUUAAUACAAGUAUGUAGUGAAGGACCAAAAUCGUGCUGUUGAGGUUGGAUGUUGGACAAGCUGGGAGCAGGAAGGUUUUGUCCAUGUGCCAAAUGACCCCAGUCAGUGCUGCCAGUGGUGCUGCUGAUCCCCAGACAAUCAUCCCUCAGCUCCCCUUUGCCUUGAGGCUCCUGGGCCAUUACAGGAAGGUUCCAGUGACUGGGAGCAGCACAGGAGGAGGAGGAGCUCCAGGAGAGCAUGGGAACAGCCUUAAACUUGGGGAUGGAUCCAUCCUGUCCCAUUCCAGCUGCAGCUCCAUGACUCCUGGCAGCUGUUUGGAACAAGCCACGUGUCUGAGCAUCGCUCUGCCGUGCUGGAACAGGAUCUGUGGGCAGCAGUCAGUGUUUGUGUGCUCUGACCAUGGUUUGUUCACCCUUGAAGAAACCUCAGGGCAGGUCAGCAUUGCACUCCACAGCACGGGGAGGUGACAGAGCAGCCCAGGGAGUGGCAUUGAACUGGACACCAAAUGUGGGCCAAUACUAAGGAAUGCAAGUGUUAUUGUGUGGAUUUAUUUGGGGUAUUUAUGGUUUUCCUGUCCCUUUCUCAGCCCUGCUGCCAGUUGUGUCAUUUCUCCAGAAGCAGUUGGUCAGGUCCUUGCUCUGACUGAGCUCACACUGUUGCUAUCCCCCUCCCCAGGCUCAUCCUGGCUCUCCAUGGAUCUCCUGAGGGCCCCUGGCCAAGGAUUAGGGAGGUGUUAUCCAGCCAGGGAUUGAGGACAUUAAAAAUAGAGGGUUUAAAAUCUUUUUUUUUUUUUCAUAUUUCCUAAUUCAGUUUCUCCCCAUUUCCUCUAGCUUGUGUUGUAGAAUCUCCCGACUCCUCUAAUUUAGCACUGAUUACAAGUUUCAAUUUUCCCCAUUAAGAUAAAGAAACAGGAAGCCUCACUGAACUUUUGUUGACCUCUACCUUUUGUUGGAUUGCACUUGGAACGUGCUGCAGCUCACAGCAGGUGUGGAGGUUCCAUUUUGCUGCUUUAGCAGAGAAUCUCACCUUUUCAAGGCUGCUUCCUGAGAGGUUUGUGUCCAGGAUGAUCUGCUAGCAGAGCACUGCUGGCUUCCCAGUGCUGGGGAAGCUCUGGGAGCUUUGGUGAGACAUGGAGCUGUGGUGGGACCUGCUGGGAUCCAGGGCAGGUGAGGGUGGCAGGGAUGGGAAGUGGCUGUGGUGUGUCCAGUAGCCAGGGUGUGGUUUAAACCCAGAGCUUUGUGUAGGAUCUAUUUAUUUAAAGUAUUUUCACAGCUGUAACAGCACAGAGGAGAGAAGGAGAAGCCCUGGGGAUUUUUGGGGUGGUCAGGUGGGGCUGGGAGCUGCGCAGGGCUGAAGUGUUGGUGCCCUGUGAAGGGCCCUCGCUUUGGCCAGGGCUGGACCCUCCUGCCUGAGCUGCUCAGGGAGGAGGAUGUGAGUCUCGUGUCUGUGCAUUCCCUGCUUCCCACCAGCUCAGAGCUGGUGGUUGUUGCUGGUGUGAUCGCUGUGGCUGGUGCAGACAGCUGGGAGCUCUCUGCUGGGAAGAGCUGAGGUUCUCCCACGGGUUGUGCUGAGGUGCCAGGUCCUGCAGGACACCUUGCGGCACCCAGUUCUCCUGCUGGGCUGCUGGCUUCUUCCCUGGGGUGUUCCCUUUGGUGCUCAGGCUGCUCUGGGUGCCUUUCCAAGGUGUCCCAGGCCAGCAGGCCGUGCCUGGCCAGGUGCCGCGGGGACAUCGCAGCGCGGGACCCCAAACCCAAAGGGGGCUGCACAAACACCAGCGGGUGUGCCCAGCUGAUUCCGGGACAAACACCCUGCUGGGCUCCUGUCCUCCCUCGGACAGCCAGAGGAAGCUUUUGCCCCCUCCCCAAUCAGCACUUAGGCCCUCGGUGGCUGCUCCUGGGAGCAGCUCCUCGCUGCCGUGGCGGACGGAGCCUUUUGGAAGCACUUGCACAAUGAGGUGAACGUGUUUGGCGCUGAGCAUCAAAGCACUGGAUGGUGACCCCCCCGUGCCCCCCGGCCAGGCCAAUCUGCUGACUUCCCACUCGGUUUUUACGUGCUGUACUGUGUGUGUGUGUGUGUGGCGGGGGGCAGCGCUGGGGACCCUGCCCCUUUUUGGGGGGGACCCUGAGCCUUGGGGACAGCGCUGUCCCCAAGGGCAGGAGUGGCGUCGCUCGGGUCAGUGCUGGCAACACAAGGGCAAAACCCUCUGCUCCUCGCUGGUGGUCAGUAGUGUUCUCACAAAGCCAUGAAACUUCUCCGUAGUGUUGAGUGAAACUGUGACUAAAACGUUCUUGAAUGAUUCCGAGGUUCUUUUUUUCUCUUUCUUCUGUCGUUAAUUCUUAUUACCACUUUGGAAGAAGAAAUUUAAAAAGAAAAAUUUAAAAAAAAAAUUAAAAAAAUUUAAAAAAAAAAGAACGAAAAAGAAAAAAAAGGCAGCUUUGAUUUUCCAAAUGUGCAAUUCACAUGUGAACAAAGUAAUUCUGAAAGUAAUUCUCAGUGUAUUUUACAUUCUCAUUGCUCUCUUCAAAGCAAGAGAUGUUUUGCCCUGAUGUCAUUUCCAGCCUGCAGAAGAUGUAAUUUAAAACAUAUAUAUAUUGUGCUUGCAAGAAUCAUAAAUCUGUGCAUCCUAUGUCAUUCCUUUUCCCAUUGUUACAAUACAGAUAUGAUUUAGGUUGGAUUUUUUUUUCCUUUAGACCUGUAUAGUGUUUUUUUAAAUCAAUUGUAAAUGUCUGGUUUUCAUAUAAUGUUUAAAAAACAUUGAGAAAGAGGAUGGUGCUUGUUCCAUAUCAUUCUUGAUUGUAUAUUGCUUCUGUUAUGUUUAUAAGUAAACUGUGCAUGACUUGUGUUUAGCAGUCAUUAUUGUGUCUGUUUGUGAAAUUUUUAUUAAAAAGAAAAAAUUCCGUAGAUGCACUUAUUGUAUAUGUGAUUAGAUUUUGCGUCCGAGGCUCGAAGCCUCGAACUGCCAAGGAAGAAAGAAAAAGUGUUGGCAGUUAUUAAUUAAUAUGGAAUCGCUUUGUUGGGAGCAUAAUGAAAGAAAAGAUAUGAAGUGUAGAAAAUAAUUAAAAAAAAGGCAAUUUUACAAAUUUCAUUUUGAUGCUUGUGAUAAAAGACAAAUGUACUUGUGUAGAGAAAUUCCUUUAAAAUAAUGAAUAGAAAAAGCUGAUUUUGAGGUUAAUGCUGUAGAAUAGGAAUGUAUACCAAAUGUAAUCUUUCCAAUGCUACAAUGAAUUUAUACAUGAGAUUGAUAUGCAAUAAACCUG
Molecule: messenger RNA, 9438 nt
Organism: Passer domesticus (house sparrow)
Lineage: Eukaryota; Metazoa; Chordata; Aves; Passeriformes; Passeridae
Gene: PRDM16
Product: PR/SET domain 16
Exons: 17
Coding region: 192-3992 (1266 amino acids)
Molecular function (GO): protein binding; histone H3K9 methyltransferase activity; transcription coregulator activity
Source: RefSeq, a predicted model, not a curated record